AACCUGCGAUUACAAAACUGGUAGUUAAAAACAUUCAGACCUUCUGUUAUGAAGAAGAGUCAUGACCCAUCCCCCCUGAGUAACCUCUUGAAAUUCCUCUAGUCCGGUGUUGAAGUGCGUUCGUCGGAGAUGGCGAUGGAGAAUUUCAAGCAGUUCCUGUUCGCGCUGUCGGCCGCUGUAUCCGUUGGUUUUGUGUCGAUAAUUUUUGUUUUGAGAUGGGUCUUCUACUUCAAGGAAGGUUUAGCAUGGGAUGGAGGAUUUGCGGAAUUCAAUUGGCACCCUGUUUUAAUCGUUACCGGGUUCAUUUUUAUGCAGGGAAUUGCCAUUGUGGUGUAUAGGUUGCCAUGGACCUGGAAGUGCAGCAAGUUAAUGAUGAAGUUUAUUCAUGCUGGCUUAAACAUAUUGGCCUUCAUUUUCGCUGUCAUAUCUCUGGUAGCAGUAUUUGACUUCCACAAUGCACAAAUCAUCCCCAACAUGUAUAGCCUGCACAGCUGGGUGGGGCUAGCAGCGGUGAUACUAUAUUCACUACAGCUUGUUCUGGGAGUGUGUAUAUACUUGAUACCCAUCACCCCGACAUACCUGAGAGCAGCAUUUAUGCCCCUGCACGUCUACAGUGGCCUGUUCAUCUUUGCCAGUGUCAUAGCCACAGCACUCAUGGGCAUCACAGAGAAGCUCAUUUUUGGCCUGAAAAAUCCCAAGUACAAGGACUCUCCCCCAGAGGCCAACUUUGUGAAUGUGCUGGGAGUAUUGAUAGUUGUUUUUGGCGCAAUAAUUCUCUGGAUCGCUACUCGCCCCUCUUGGAAACGCCCCAGUGAGCAGGUCCUGCGCUCCCUGCCAACUUACAGGGAUGGGUCAGCUGGCACCAAAAUGGGCACUGCCCUGUCACAACAAACUGACCCGAUUGACCCCGAAGGCAAUGGAGAUGCCAGGAGAAGGAGUGGUAAAUUGGAGGACUCAGGACAGGUCAACUGAGUAACAUGAAAACCAACUGCUGGUUCUGUCUGUUUGUUGAUGCUUUAAGAAGUUGCAUGGAUCUACUGUUCUGGCAGUCCCAAAGCAAAUGUAAACCUUUCUAUUAACUAUUGUUCCAAAUAGCACCUUGAGGAAUUGUUCCCAACCAUUCCAGAAUGUUGACCUUUAAGCAGUUUUUUAUUUUGUAAUUUUUUACAAAUAAAUUACACAGCUCAAUUUGA
Molecule: messenger RNA, 1193 nt
Organism: Oncorhynchus mykiss (rainbow trout)
Lineage: Eukaryota; Metazoa; Chordata; Actinopteri; Salmoniformes; Salmonidae
Gene: cybrd1
Product: cytochrome b reductase 1
Cellular component (GO): lysosomal membrane
Molecular function (GO): oxidoreductase activity
Source: RefSeq, a predicted model, not a curated record